UGGGCAGAGAGAGAGGGAAGAAAAGAGGGCCAAUCGCGGAGAGAUUUCAGCAAUCUCUGAACCAGAGAGAGGGAGACGGCAGGAGCUCUCCCCACAUCUCCAAAACCCUCGCAUGGCAACCUCCGCCCGCUCCUUCUUGCUCCGCGGCGUCGCCGACCUCUGGCCGAAGCAGCAGCCGCCGCCCCUCCUCCCUCCCCUCCCUCGCCGCCUCUUCCCCGCUCCCCCCUCCCACGCCAGGCGGAGCUCCCCGCCCCCCUCCGCCACCGUCAGCUGCCUCAGCGGCGGCGUCUCCGACGACUUCGUCUCCACGCGCAAGUCCUCGCUCGACCGGGGCUUCUCGGUCAUCGCCAACAUGCUCAAGCGGAUCGAGCCGCUCGAUAAUUCCGUCAUCUCCAAGGGCGUUUCCGACUCCGCCAAGGACUCGAUGAAGCAGACGAUCUCCGCGAUGCUGGGGCUUCUGCCUUCGGAUCAGUUCGCCGUUACGAUUCAUAUCUCCGAGCAGCCUCUACGUCGGCUCCUCGUCUCCUCCAUCAUCACCGGGUAUACGUUGUGGAAUGCGGAGUACAGGAUGUCUUUGAUGAGAAACUUUGAUAGUUCCUCGGACGCUUCCAUGAAGAGGGAUUUGGUGAGCCAAAGUGAUGUUUCACAAGUGGAAGGUGAGGAGAGGCAGAGUGGAGAUGAGAGUGAUGUGUCUGUUGUAGAUUUGGAGGGAAGAAACGUGCAGAUAUUUGGUGAUUUAUCUCCGGAGGCAUUGAAUUACAUUCAGCAGUUGCAGUCAGAACUGGAUAUGGUCAAAGAGGAGUUGAAUUCACACAAGAAGGGAAACAUGCGAAUUCAGUUGGACAAAGAGAGUAGCAAUGAUUUGUUGAAUUACUUGCGGUCUUUAGAUUCUGAUAUGGUGAAUGAAUUAUCACAUCCCUCAUCGACACAAGUGGAAGAAAUCAUUCAGCAACUAGUUCACAACAUAUUGAGAAGGUUUUUUCAAGAUAAAAUGACCAGUGAAAGUGCUCUAGAGGGCAAGGAUGAAUUGUUUGACGUGAUAGGCACUUCAAGGGAUAAUUUAGCGAAACUCCUUUUUUGGUGUAUGUUGUUGGGUCAUCACUUGAGAGGCUUGGAGAACAGGUUGCAGUUGAGUUGUGUGGUUGGAUUGUUGUAGAGAUUAUAGGAGGCAUGUACAUUCUCUUCUUUUUCCCAGACGUUCUAUUUACUUAAAUUGCCAGUGGAAAAAUAAUCCCCAAUUUUUCAUCUCA
Molecule: messenger RNA, 1250 nt
Organism: Rhodamnia argentea
Lineage: Eukaryota; Viridiplantae; Streptophyta; Magnoliopsida; Myrtales; Myrtaceae
Exons: 5
Coding region: 113-1156 (347 amino acids)
Source: RefSeq, a predicted model, not a curated record